Messenger RNA from Rangifer tarandus platyrhynchus (Svalbard reindeer), 519 nucleotides. NCBI's taxonomy places the organism in Eukaryota, Metazoa, Chordata, Mammalia, Artiodactyla, Cervidae. The record is from the annotation of a GenBank genome assembly.
AUGAUCUUUUAUCCUUACAUUGACAUGAAGACCAGUAUAAUCCAGGCUGCCUUCAUGAUUCCAUUUCCAUUAGGACUUCUUCUGAUUCUACAAGAAAUUACCAUGCAAGCUUUGUCGUGGGCCCCUCCAAAAGCAGGCACUAUGUCAAAUGUCCCAGUGGGCGAGCGGUCGCAGCGCUUUGCUGAACGCUCUGGCCCGGAGACAAAGGGGAGGGCCUCCACGGCCGUCGGGGCAGAAUCUGGGAGCAGCGAAGGCCGGACCGCCCGGAGCAGCGCGCAGGUGGGACCGCCCGGCGCCGGCGGAGGCGGCCUGGACCGCGGGGCGGUGGCCCGGCUGCGGCCGCUGGAAGCGCGAUUCCCGGAGCGGGCGAGGCUCCUGCGACCCGCCUGCGCCGAGGAGGCGCGGCCCGGCUCCCAGGAUGCGGCGCACACAACAGAGGGGAAUGCGGUCCUGGGCUUUUUUCUUUUUGCAUACAAUUAUAGUGAUGGCAUCAUUUUUUUUGAAACAAACUGUCCAUAA